CGCCCCCGGGCCGGGCAGAUGCGGUUUCCUCCCGACUCGCGAUCAAAAUGGGUGAGUAGCGCAGAGCUCGCCUCUUGGAGGCCUCUUUCUGAAGGCGGAGGACGCGGGGCGGCUCGUUCAUGGGCCGGGUGGCUCCGCAGGGUAGACGAAGGCUGCAGCGUCCGCACUGGGCUGGGAACGACUUGCAAGGGGAGCCCAGCUGGCGCCCCGGAGCCAGCCAGCUGGCUAGCGGCCCCACCAGCGCAAGUGCCCCGCACCUGCCCGCCUGCUCCGAGCGUCAAGAGAAGGCGGCAUUUCGCAUGGGUAAAAUCCGCGCGGGGACGCCGGGAGAAUGUUGUUGCUCUUGCCGUUCGGCCCAUUGUACAGACGCAGCCAGCGAGGCUCGCAGAGGUCAGGGAUGCACGUAGGACUGGCCCGCACCUUGCAGCCACGGAAAGAUCCGCCUGGCCCGCGGCCCCUCCACGCCUCCGAGGUCGAGACAGUGACAUAAGUCAACUCUCAAGCCCAGGGCGUCUCUCCACUCUGCCUAGACGUCCACUCCGUCUGCCUGCAGCUACGGCUCUGUGCGUCCCGCUUCGACUCCCUCUGCUUUCCUUCCCAGCUUCUCGCCUCCAGACUGUUCCGGCUCCGCCGCCUGAAAUUACCUGCUCUGGGGGAGGCGCGGCGCGCGGCCUCAUGACGGAACUACAACUCCCAUGAGGCGCUGGGCCCACGCAGGCGCGGCGCGGCUGAAGUCGCCGCGCCGGAAUCCCAUUGGCAGGGCCGGCUCUGAGGCGGGAGCCCUGAUUGGCUGAGGGGUCUGAGGCGACAGAUUCCGGAAAGGGGAAGAGCAGCCAACAUGGCGGCGGAACGCGGCGCGGGGCAGCAACAGUCGCAGGAGAUGAUGGAGGAAGAACAUGAGCUGCCUGUGGACAUGGAAACCAUCAACCUGGACAGAGAUGCAGAGGAUGUUGAUUUGAAUCACUAUCGCAUAGGGAAGAUUGAAGGAUUUGAGGUACUGAAGAAAGUGAAGACUCUCUGCCUCCGCCAAAAUUUAAUUAAAUGCAUUGAGAAUCUGGAGGAGCUACAGAGUCUUCGAGAGCUGGAUCUUUACGACAACCAGAUCAAGAAGAUUGAGAAUCUGGAGGCGCUAACAGAGCUGGAGAUUCUAGAUAUUUCUUUUAAUCUGCUGAGAAACAUCGAAGGGGUUGACAAGUUGACACGACUGAAAAAACUCUUCUUGGUCAACAAUAAAAUCAGUAAAAUUGAGAACUUAAGCAACUUACAUCAACUACAGAUGCUAGAGCUGGGAUCUAACCGCAUCCGGGCAAUCGAAAAUAUCGACACCUUAACCAACCUGGAGAGUUUGUUUUUGGGGAAAAACAAAAUUACUAAACUUCAGAACCUGGAUGCGCUCACCAACCUGACAGUCCUCAGUAUGCAGAGCAACCGGCUGACCAAGAUCGAGGGUCUGCAGAACCUGGUGAACCUGCGGGAGCUGUACCUUAGCCACAAUGGCAUCGAGGUCAUCGAGGGCCUGGAGAACAAUAACAAACUCACGAUGUUGGACAUUGCAUCAAAUAGAAUCAAAAAGAUUGAAAAUAUCAGCCAUCUAACAGAGCUGCAAGAGUUCUGGAUGAACGACAAUCUCCUUGAGAGCUGGAGCGACCUCGACGAGCUGAAGGGAGCCAGGAGCCUGGAGACAGUGUACCUGGAGCGGAACCCCUUGCAGAAGGACCCCCAGUACCGGCGGAAGGUCAUGCUCGCCCUCCCCUCCGUGCGGCAGAUCGAUGCCACGUUCGUCAGGUUCUGAGUCCUUCUUGGCUCCUCAUGUGGUCCCUCUCCUCGGAAGAACUGCCCAGCCACGGGUUUUUAACCCACCUGUUGCUCCUGAGGUCGUCACUAUAUCAACAGUCACAAACCCAAUGGCAAUAAAGGCACUGACGAUAGCUGGCGCGCGCGACGUCACACACCAUUUUCAGAUGCCGUUGCAAUUAAAUCUUGCCACACUGUCCUCCUGGGUGAUUGUUGACAGUUAUUGUAGCCACAGAGAGAACAUAAGACACGUUGCGUUCAUUCGCUAGAAAUCCCUGUUUCCUUCUCUCAGAAGGCAGUCACAGUCCCUACCUGAGUCGUGUGAAACACAGGGCCUGAGAGUGCUUUACAGGCAUUCACGUGCUGUCCGAGUGGCAUUCGGGGGCUGGCCUAGCUGGCCCUAGUCCUGGUGUGCAGGGUUCAGGCAGUCUUGACCUGCAACAACCGAGGUUUUUUAGUCUUUUAACCCAGCCAUUUUCAAUUUUUUAAAAAUUAGGUAAGUUAAAAAAGCUGGGUAAAAGCUGACUCAGCCCUGUGUGCUUGUGUUCCUUAGAGCUCUCCUUCAAAGAGCGCCGGGCAGGGCUGACUGUUUUCACGUGUGCCCGUCAGUUCUCGCCACAUCCCUUGCCUGUGGGUGAAAGCUCAGGUGUGGGGAGGGUGUCCUGUGUCCCACACGGUGCUGUGCUGCUGCCAGAAUACGAGUCCCAUUGAGCCUCUCCAAAGACGGCCUCCAAGGAUCUGAACUCUUGGCCACUGGUAUAGUGGCCUCCUGUUCUCACCCCAUUGUUAUUUUGGCUUUUUUAAUAUAAAAUGUACAUUGACAGA
Homo sapiens (human) is the source of this 2619-nucleotide messenger RNA. It is a transcript of the gene PPP1R7, whose product is annotated as protein phosphatase 1 regulatory subunit 7. The coding region runs from base 839 to 1792 and encodes 317 amino acids. Gene Ontology annotation, cellular component: nucleus. The transcript is spliced from 9 exons. The record is from RefSeq and is marked reviewed. NCBI's taxonomy places the organism in Eukaryota, Metazoa, Chordata, Mammalia, Primates, Hominidae.